ACUUCAUCCUUCCGCCCGGGUUUCCUCCCCGCCGCCGCCGCCGCCGCCGCAGACCGGCUCCCGGCUCGGCGCGGCGCGGCUCGGCCCGCUCGGCCCCGCCAUGUCGCAGGUGCUGCCCUACGGCGAGGACAAGGUGGGCCGCUACGGCGCCGAGCCCGAGGCGGGGGAGCUGCCCUUCAGCUGCCGCCUGCAGGACACCAACGCCUUCUUCGGGGGCAACCAGGGCAAGCGGCCCCCCAAGCUGGGACAGAUCGGCCGCGCCAAGAGAGUGGUGAUCGAGGAUGACCGGAUAGACGAGGUGCUCAAGGGCAUGACGGAGAAGUCGCCGCCGGGGGUGUAAGCCGGGACCCGCCGCCAGGACCCGCAGGCCGAGCCCUGCUCCCAGCCCGCCCGGCCCCGCAUGCUGGCUGGAACGCCGACGAGGAGGGGGAGGCCGUGCCCCUGCCCGCCCCCCCCCCCCCCCCCCCCCGCUCCGGCCCGGGGUGGGGUGGGGGGGCUCUGCGGCCACCCCCCACCCACCCCCCACCCCCCCGAGCCAUGCACUUUACCCCUCCGCCUUCCCCGGAGGGGGGACAACCCGCCGAGCCCCCCACCCUGGGCAAAGACACCCCCCCCCCCCUUUCCCCGGGGGGGGUGUCCAGCCCCCCCCCGCUCCGCGGCGCGUCCCCCCGCAUCCUCCUUGGUGGGGUGGGGGGGGGGGGGGGGUGUCGCCCCCCCCCCCCGGAUCCCGGGGGGGAUCCGGCCCCACGAGCGGGGGGAGCGCUGCUGUCCAGAGACAUUUUUUGCUCCAUCGUUUUUUGCAUGAGCUUGGUGGCCCGGGCGCCCGGUCCUGGGGCCGAGGGUCAGCCCCACCACUCCGGCACGCUUCUUUUUAAACAGAAAACUCCUCAUAUUUGUAUUUUUAUAUCCGAAUCUUUGUUAAAAACGAUCUGCUGACGUUGAGAUGUCGAAGUAACCGCAUCGGGAAAACAAACAAACAAACAAAAAAAAAAUGGUUCAUAUUUUUUUCCAUAAGAAAAAAAAAGACAAAAAAAGAAGAAAAAACCGAGGGGGAAAAAAUAAAGGGGGGGGGUGACGGUGAUGGAGGGAGUGCGAGGAAAGCCAAAGGCGCAGGGAGGGGAGCGGGGACCCCCGGCCCGACCCCCCCUCCCGCCGGCAGCGGGACCGGCCGGAGGGUUUGGCAGCACCAUCGGCCACCGCAGUCCCCUCCCGGCAGCACCGGGGCAGAGCCCACCGGGGCCGGCUGCGGGUGCCAGGGGGUCCCGGCGCUGCCCCUCGCUCGAGGGUGGCGGGGCCGGGGAGGGGGGGAACAGGGAGGGCAGGGACCGGCCUGAGUCGUUGUUUUUAAUUUUGUACUUUAAUUUAAUUUUAUUUUUUAAGAAGCUUCUCGGGGGGGUCUGAUGUGCAUGAGAAACUCGUCAUCUUUUUCAAUAACCUACGAGUGGCAUUUAUGGAGACGACGCAAAAAAAAAAAAAAACACAACAAAAAAAAUACCAAACAAAAAACAAAACCGAGAAAAAAAACACAAAAAAAAAAGAAAAAAAAAGAUACUUGUGUCAUGAUGUUCUACGAAUGAUCCAUUGUAAAUUUAAAUGCCAUUUUUCACUGUACUGGUGAACAAAAUGCAAUGAAUAAAAUACAUUCAUGUACCGAG
Molecule: messenger RNA, 1655 nt
Organism: Aquila chrysaetos chrysaetos
Lineage: Eukaryota; Metazoa; Chordata; Aves; Accipitriformes; Accipitridae
Gene: CAMK2N2
Product: calcium/calmodulin dependent protein kinase II inhibitor 2
Exons: 2
Coding region: 101-340 (79 amino acids)
Biological process (GO): negative regulation of protein kinase activity
Molecular function (GO): protein kinase binding; calcium-dependent protein kinase inhibitor activity
Source: RefSeq, a predicted model, not a curated record